AUGGGUUCCCAUGCUCUCAUAGACAGCAAUUUGACCGAUCUGCCGUUGGUAUCAAAGGGCAAGGUCCGCGACAUAUACGCCACUUCCGACCCGACUCUCCUGCUAUUCGUCGCGUCGGAUCGUAUAUCCGCAUACGACGUGAUACUUCGCAACGGCGUGCCCGACAAGGGGAGGGUCCUCACGAAAAUCUCCUUGUUCUGGUUCGAGAAGCUCAAGCAUGUCAUCCCGACGCACUUCGUGACCGCAGACAUCGACGCGAUGCCUGUGGAGGUCAGGAAAUACAAGGACGUGAUCGAGGGCCGUGCGAUACUCGUCAAACAAGCGAAGGUCUUACCCCUAGAAGCUAUCGUUCGGGGCUACAUCACAGGCUCUGGAUGGGCGGAGUACAAGAAGUCGGGCACCGUUCACGGGAUCCCCCUUCCUGCCGGCCUAAUGGAAUCGCAGAAACUGCCGGAGCCCCUCUUCACACCGUCGACCAAGGCUGAGCAGGGCGAGCAUGACGAAAACAUCUCCCCAGAAAAAGCCGCAUCGAUCAUCGGCGCAGAGCUCUACGCCAAGGUCGAGAAAGCUGCGCUCCAGCUCUACAAGGAGGCGGCGGAUUACGCCCUCACCAAGGGCUUGAUUCUCGCGGACACCAAAUUCGAGUUCGGCCUCGUCCCCUCAGCUGACGGGGGUGAAGAGGAACUGAUCCUAGUUGAUGAGGCCCUGACGCCUGACUCAUCGCGCUACUGGCCUGCUGCGUCGUACAAGCCCGGAGGGGGCCAGCCGAGCUUCGACAAGCAGUACCUGCGCGACUGGCUUACGAGGGCAGGCUUUAGGAAGGGGCUAGAGAGAGGGCCGGAAGGUAAGGAGGGGGAGGGGUGGGUGAUGGCGGAUGACGUGGUCGAGGGGACGAGGAAACGAUACUUGGAGGCGUUGGAGAUACUCACUGGGGAAGGGCUGUAA
Dichomitus squalens LYAD-421 SS1 is the source of this 945-nucleotide messenger RNA. RefSeq names its product SAICAR synthetase. Gene Ontology annotation, biological process: 'de novo' IMP biosynthetic process. The transcript has 4 exons. Gene Ontology annotation, cellular component: cytoplasm. The record is from RefSeq and is a predicted model, not a curated record. NCBI's taxonomy places the organism in Eukaryota, Fungi, Basidiomycota, Agaricomycetes, Polyporales, Polyporaceae. Bases 1 to 945 code for a protein of 314 amino acids. Gene Ontology annotation, molecular function: phosphoribosylaminoimidazolesuccinocarboxamide synthase activity.